UUGUGGUAACUGACCGUACAAAUUUGCCACACUCGAACGCGAUUUUCUAACCCACCAGCCCAAUUGGUGGCGGUAGAACGGAUGUUACCGAUUUCCAAUGAAGAAGACAAUUGCAUCACUUGUGAAAGUCAUGCUCUCUACAUCCACAGUUCUUGGUUGACUGAGACUGUUGACUACGCUGUGAUAGACAUUCAGUUAAAACUUCAACGGUGACAUUAAGUGCUGCUCUGACAAUGGCUUCGUUCCUACCUGAAGAGGAUCUCACAUGCACUGUGUGCUGUGAUAUAUUUGAAGAUCCAGUGGUCCUGUCGUGUAGUCACAGUGUAUGUGAAGACUGCCUGAAAAAUUACUGGAGUACAAAACAAUUCCAGGAGUGUCCGCUUUGCAGGAGGAGGUCUUCGAGAGACAACCCUCCCGUGUGCAUUGCCUUGAAGAACCUGUGUGAGGCCUACACGAAGGAGAAGAAUCUGUCCGGAGAGUUAUGUCCCUCUCACAAAGAGAGAUUCAAACUCUUCUGUAAAGAGGACAAGGAGCUGCUGUGUGUGGUGUGUCGCGACUCCAGAGAGCACAAGACUCACGACUGCAGCCCAAUAGAUGAAGCUGCUGCUGAUCUUAAGGAGGAAGUCAAGGAGGCAUUGGAACCCCUUACGGACAAGCUGAAUGAAUUUAAAAAUACUGAACGCAUUUAUCAGGAUAUGGCAGAGCACAUCAAAAAACAAGCUGAAAAAGCGGAGUCUCGGAUUAAGGAGGAGUUUGAGAAACUUCACCAGUUCUUACGAGAUGAAGAGGAAGCUCGUUUAGAUGUGCUGAAGGAAGAGGAGGAGGAGAAGAGCCAGUUGAUGAAGGAGAAGAUUGAUGACAUCAGCAAGAAGAUUUCAUCUCUUUCAGGCAGAAUCAAGGACAUAGAGGAGGAGCUGAAAGCAAACGCAGUUGCCUUCCUCUUAGACUUUGAGGACACCAUGGAAAGAGCCCAGCGCGAGAUGAAGGAGCCAGAGGCCGUUCCAGGAGGCCUGAUUGAUGUGGCACAGCACCUGGGCAACCUCAACUUCAAGGUCUGGCUUAAGAUGCGGGACAUCAGUUCCUACUUGUGUGUAAACCGUUUCUGUGCAGGUCCUGUGAUAUUUGACCCCAACACUGCCGGCGACUUACUGAUCCUGUCUGAUGACCUGACCACGGUGAAAGACAGUUAUGGGAGACAGAAUCUUCCGAGUAACCCCGAGAGAUACGGCAAUUGCGUCUUGGGCUCUGAGGGCUUCGACUCUGGGACCUACAGCUGGGACGUCCAGGUUGGAAAGCAUAAAUACUGGGACAUAGGCGUGACCACAAUGCCCAAACCGAACGAUACUUGGAGCACAGUCUGGAGUUUAAGGUCUCGCACCGAGUUUUGGUCGGACACUGUGACCCACUCUGUACAAUGCUUAGGAAUAAACUCCCCCUUGUCUCUGAGCGAACCACCUGAGAUCAUCAGAGUUGACCUGGACUUUGCCCAAGGCAAGCUGACCUUCUCUGAUGCCGUUAGCGAGACUAAGCUACACACUGUCAAACACAAUUUCACUGAGAAAUUAUUUCCAUUCUUUCAGACAUACUACCAAGCGAACGCCUUGAAGAUCCUGCCAGUGACCCCCACUGUAGUGGUGGACAAUGACUGUGACCUUUGGAUACAAUUUUAGCCGGAACACACUAAGUUUGCACCAUAUACUGCCUGCGCAAUGCUUCGGUAGCUGUAACUAACAGCCAUAGGCAUAUGGUGUAUAUUGGAUGUAUGGCUACCACGUGUCGCUGCUAUGGCAUUUCUUGAAGACGUUAUUACACUUGCUUGGGGAUUUCAUAGAAGCGGCUUAUUUCACGUCUCUUUGAGAGUGUCAGAUCAUUAUGUGUAUCUGAUUGGCUGUAAAGUAAUCUCUGAGUUUAGCAAUGUAAUCAUUCCUGAAACUGAUCUGAGGAAUGCUAUUCCUUGAAGUGAUGUAUAUAGGUCAUUAAAAUAUAAUAUGAUAAAUCUCAACUGAAGGAGAACAGUCUAUGAGUACUCUGUACUAUAGGCAAACCGUAUACUGAUCAACAGUAAUAGCAUUCAGUCCUCAGAACAUAUGUUUACUGACUUGAGGCCUUGUUUACAGAUUUGGUUUGGAACUACCUGCCAAAUUGGUCCAGUUUUGGAUUUAUUUGUUUCAAAUAAAGUUGUUCCCCUUCCUUUCAAUGUACAGAGAAUCCAUGCAAUGCUUGUUUUAUAUUUUAAAUACAGUGUAUUGCACUACUGAAUGAUAUAGUAAGAAGGGGAAUAUGGAUAUUGACCUUUUUAAAAUAGUGAGUCUGUAGAGCAUAUGACAGAAGGAAAUGCUGUUACAUGAAGCACCCCAAACAAGAGAAUAUGCAUUAGAAGAGCUCUGUUAGAGGUUAUCAGAAAGCUAACUACCAUAACACUAGAAAUGAAGAGGAACCACGUAGUCUGCUGUUAUCACACUGGGUAAAGUCCAUAGGGUGUAAAAGUCUCCGGCUUUCCGCUGUUUGUUUCUAGGAGGAGUGUUGACUGGAGACUUGUACGUUUUUCCUUUUCACUACUUAAAUUAAAGACAUAUUAUGUGUAAUAUUUGAUAUGCAAAUAUGAGUAUUAUUAAAUGGCAAAUAACAAUAUCAAAUAACUUUCAGCAAUGGCUAAGUGGCUAUAAUGUAGUCCUGUAGUAGGGGAUGUUGUCAAACUUGAAAAUAAACUAUUUAUUUAAACUAUUAUCACUACUAACUAGACUCCACGUAAUUACAGUUGUUGGCCAACAUGGACAGGAUCCCUUCGACGCCUCUGUCUGUUUACCUCAGUAAAUGUAAAGAAACUGUAUAAGAUGUGUUUUAGUCAGUGACCUUAACUGUACCGUAACUGACAUCCCCCGCUGGAUAGCCACAUUAUCAAAAGGGCUAGAUUAUAUAUAAUCAAUUGAAGACCACUUAUUACUGAACAAACUCUGCUGCUAAUGCUAUGAUAUGAAAGACCUGAAAUGAGACCCAGUUAGUCAGUUAGACUAUUUCCUUGUGUUACACAGGUCGGUGUCCAGUUACACGCUAAAGGUGACAUUACCUACACUCAGCUCUGACAAUGGCUUCAUUCCUAUCUGAAGAGGAUGUUAUGUGCUCUCUAUGCCAUGAUAUAUUUAAGAAUCCAGUGGUCCUGUCAUGUAGUCACAGUGUAUGUAUGGACUGCUUGAAAAAUUACUGGAGUACUAACAAAUCCCAGGAGUGCCCGCUUUGCAGGAGGAGGUCAUCGAGAGACAAUCCUCCUGUCUCCAUCAUCUUGAAGGACCUGUGUGAGGCCUACACGAAGGAGAAGAAUCUGUCCGGAGAGUUAUGCCCCUCUCACAAAGAGAGAUUCAAACUCUUCUGUAAAGAUGACAAGGAGCUGCUGUGUGUGGUGUGUCGCGACUCCAGAGAGCACAAGACGCACGACUGCAGCCCAAUAGAUGAAGCUGCUGCUGAUCUUAAGGGCAAGUUGCGGGACUUUAAAAUAAGAGAACAGUCCUGUUGCAGUCGGGUAGAGUACAUCAAAAGCCCAGUGUGAGAUGAAGGAGCCAGAGGCCGUUCCAGAAGCCCUGAUUGAUGUGGCACAGCACCUGGGCAACCUGAACUUCAGGGUCUGGCUAACGAUGCGGGACAUCAGUCACUAUAGUCCUGUGAUUUUAGACCCCAACACUGCAGGUAGAUUACUUGAUAUAUCGAAUGACCUGACCACGGUGAAACACAAUUAUGGAAGCCAGAAUCUUCUAGAUAAGAGGUUUGACUCCUCUUUGGCUCUGAGGGCUUCGACUCUGGGACGUACAGUACAGCUGGGACAUCCAGGUUGGGAAGCAUAAAUACUGGGACAUAGGCGUGACCACAGCACCCAGCCAGACUGCCAGAAUCUUUCUGGAACACAGUCUGGUGUAUAAGGUCUCGUAGUGACUGGAGGGAGCACAACAUUGAACACUAUAUAUUAGCAGAAACAACCUCUUCACUCUCCUUUAGUAAACCUCCUUGCUCUCAGGCUUGGUUUGGAAUUUUCAGAUAAAGUUGUUUCUCUGUUGGAUUGAGGGGUAGAGAAAAAAACACCACACAAUGAUUCACUUCAAUGAAAGUUUAUUUUAUAUUAAAUAUAUUACAAUACUGAAUGAUAUUGUAAGAAAAGAAAA
This is a messenger RNA of Alosa sapidissima (American shad), 4151 nucleotides long. RefSeq names its product E3 ubiquitin-protein ligase TRIM35-like. Gene Ontology annotation, molecular function: protein binding; zinc ion binding. The coding region runs from base 234 to 1670 and encodes 478 amino acids. The transcript has 10 exons. The record is from RefSeq and is a predicted model, not a curated record. NCBI's taxonomy places the organism in Eukaryota, Metazoa, Chordata, Actinopteri, Clupeiformes, Clupeidae.